Molecule: messenger RNA, 1541 nt
Organism: Nilaparvata lugens (brown planthopper)
Lineage: Eukaryota; Metazoa; Arthropoda; Insecta; Hemiptera; Delphacidae
Product: UDP-glucosyltransferase 2
Molecular function (GO): UDP-glycosyltransferase activity
Source: RefSeq, a predicted model, not a curated record
AUAUUCAAUAGAAAAGAGCCAGGGGGUUAUCAAUUGUUAAUCGUGUCAGGCUCUACAGAAACUUCUAAUCACUCUUGAUAGACUCUAGAACGGUAAAGUAGUCUGCUAUUUUUAUUGAGAAUGGAUAGGUGAUUUUUAUUAUUUCUCUACAGUCAGUAACUUAUGUCCAAUUUCAGUGUUGAAUUUUAUGAAUAUAUUCGUCAUACAGCUUCAAUCAGAGUAAGAAAUUGAAUUUCAGCCUUGGAAUCCAUAAACACAUGCAAAUAUGGGUUUCAAAAACAAAUUUAUCACAAUACUAUUAUCCAUGUUGAUGGUAACCAGUUCGAAUGCUGGCAACAUCUUGAGCAUCAUAGUUUUCCCUUCCUACAGUCAUCAACAACCUCUGCUAGCCCUUUCAGAGAAACUCGCUAGAAGGGGACAUAAUCUCACUGUACUCACCACUAAUCCACCCAAGAAACCAAUUCCCAACUACACCUACAUAGACAUGUCCAGUGCUUACAAAAAUCUCAAGGAGAUGGAUGAGAAGUUUGGUUUCAACCUUCAACGGGAAAUGUCAGCGGUCGAAAUCUUCAAGAAACUACCUCAGGUUUACUCAGAACUUUGUGAUUAUGAGUUGGGCCUUCCUCAAGUUCAAGCUUUCAUUAGUAAAGCAGCCUCUAUGAAGUUUGAAGCUGUGUUGAUAGAGAACCUAUACUACAGCAGCUUCCAUGGACUGACCCACAAACUGGGUUCUCCGCCGGUGAUCGGAGUGCACACAUUCGUGCCGUGGUCGGCCCUCGACGAGUUCAUGGGAGUCAAAGUGAACCCUUCCUACAUGCCUCACGUCUUCUCUCAUCAUAGCGACUCAAUGAACUUCUUUGAAAGAUGUUUCAACACGUUUUUGUACUGGUACAAUUGGUAUCUGGUCGAGUACGAACUGUUUCCUUACCAAGAGGCCAUUCUGAAAAAAUACUUUGGGACGAACACACCAUCAGCGAGGGAAAUGGAGUUCAACAAGAGCUUGUUGCUGGUGCCAGCUGAUUUGUCCGUCGCUUACCCGAUGAGCAUACCUCCCAACUAUGUCAGAACGGGAACGUUCCACAUUCAACCUUCUCCUGAACCUCUUCCAAAGGAUUUGAAACAAUGGAUUGACGAAGCUGAACAAGGCAUUGUCUACUUCAGUCUGGGAAGUAACAUGCAGGGAACUUCCGUUCCUCAAGAGAAGAGGGAAAUAUUCUUCAAAACCAUCAGGAGAUUCCCGAAGAUUAGAUUCUUCUGGAAAUAUGAAGCUGAGUCUCCACUAUCGAAUGUGCCUUCAAACUUGUUGAUUAGAAAAUGGUUCCCGCAACAGAGUAUUCUAGUUCACCCGAAAUGCCGGAUGUUCAUCUCGCAAGGUGGCCUGCAGAGCACGGAGGAGGCGAUCUAUUACGCUGUGCCACUUCUGGUCAUACCCUUAUUUGCUGAUCAGCCACAUCAGGCUGCUAAAAUAGAGAAGGAGGGAGCCGGUCUGUCUCUCUUGCUCAGCAGAUUGACGGAGGACAAUUUUUAUGACGCCAUAAACA